This is a messenger RNA of Exophiala mesophila, 1215 nucleotides long. RefSeq lists its product as uncharacterized. NCBI's taxonomy places the organism in Eukaryota, Fungi, Ascomycota, Eurotiomycetes, Chaetothyriales, Herpotrichiellaceae. The coding region runs from base 161 to 874 and encodes 237 amino acids. The record is from RefSeq and is a predicted model, not a curated record. The transcript has a single exon.
CCUUGAAGAGCUUUGUUUGCUUCACUUAUAGUGGUGCGUUCACGGAUUGAGGCUAAAAAGCUCUGUUUUAUGGGCUUUUUCUUCCGUGUGACUUGCACAAUCCUCUAUACACCUCGCUAGACUCACGUACCAGUCAUUCCUUAGGCCACUUUGAGACAAAAUGCCUCCUGUUCCAAGACUACAUCAAAAGCCAAAGUUACGUCUACAUCUGGAUGACCUUACACAUCCUGCUACCCAAGUCACAAACUCGUCCCUCGAUGGGGGUCUUUACUUGGCUCGUGCGGUUGAUCAUGUCUUAACCCACUUAUUUGACCCUUAUGGUCUGGACGAGAUCCAUCAGGUCCGCUCAGUCACUGUCAUCUUGCGCGAGAUGGGCGGAGUUGCCUACACCACAGGCCUCGCAUUGGACGAUCUCCACAAGGAAAUCCACGUAUCACUUGACUACAUUCAAGGUGUUUUGGCGCGGAAUUCCUCUGGGCUUCGACAUGAGGUAGCAGGUGUCAUCACUCAUGAAAUGGUCCAUUGCUUCCAAAACAACGGCCAUGGCACAGCGCCAGGCGGGCUGAUUGAAGGAAUUGCGGACUUUGUCAGGCUCAAGGCGGGUCUAGCGCCACCUCAUUGGGAUAAAUCGCCAAAAGGCCGAGGGGAGAAAUGGGAUGAAGGGUACCAAAGGACUGCAUGGUUUCUGGAAUGGCUGGAGGACAAGAAGGGUGCAGGGACUGUCAGCCGACUCAAUGCGGCACUGCGCCACGAAAAGUAUGACGAAAAGAAGUUUUGGUUCGAUUUAUUUGGAGCCUCGAUUGACAAAUUAUGGGAUCAGUACAAGGCCACCUGGACACUCAGCGGCGAUGAUGCUGCGCUUACGUUUGAUUGACAGCGUGCCUCGUGACGAGCGGGUCUUGGAAUGGGCUUUGAAUUGGUUGGGAGCUAGGAGCAUAUAUUUUGCAGGCAAACUAGUGGUCAAUAUGGGUGGAGAGCCUACGAUUUCUUGGUUACCAAAGAGACCAUUUUCGACCAAAACUCUACGAUGAAUAUCAAUCACCUGUGGCAAAUCUUCGUAUAGGUCAGCGAUAGGAUCCCAAAUUUUGGUCAAAGGGAAGGUCAUGAUGUGAUUGGGUUCAGUAAAAAAUUAGAGUGUUGUUGCGUAGUUUUCUUCUUCAAGGAACGAAGUUCUCCGUGUUAAAAAUGGAUCAUCAUUUGAGGGGCAGUUUUGAA